AUGAGUACCUACACUCUCUCCUCCAGCCGACUAAAGAACAUUCUUGAAUACUGGAAAGCCCUUUCAGAUUCUGAAGAUCCUACCGCUCAGAAAUGUACCGCAAUUUUUUGUAUUUUUGGCGACAUAACUCCCAGUACUCUCGAAAAUCAACGGAGCGAGGCCCUUAUUCAGUAUCUACUCGAUGCGAAGUCACCGAUUACCAAUAUUGCAUUAGUUCUCACUGCAAGUGCUGUGCUUGUUAUUGUUAGCGAAGCUAUCUCUGUCCAGUCACCUGUGAUCGAGGGUAUUCAAGUGAGUAUCGUUGCGAAGGAAGCUGUACAGGAUGCUUUGCAGGACAUACUUAAAGACGCGACCGUGGCCAUUGCUCAAAAGGAGCUUGCUAUUCAAGAGGGAAGCUUUUCCUCCGAAAUCAUACAAACAUUUAAAAUGGUUGCAAAGGACACUGUGGAAGCGGCCCCAUUUAUUGGUGAGUUACUCUUCAGGAAGGAUGAUGCAGCCCUUGGAAGUGUAGAGAAGGCCGCCGGCCUCUGUACGGCAAUAUUCCGCCGAUUUGUAAGGCCACUCAUUGAGGAACAAAUAUCUUCAACUCAACCAAAAACAUUGGGUCAGCUUCGCGAAGAGGUGUGCGAAAAACUCGAGAAACCAAAUACCGUGCAAGGCUUGGAAUCGCUUAAUGUGUCCGAGUUCGUCAUGGCCGCCGCCUUGACCCCCUUCGUUUCCCGCAAAGGCACAUAUCAGUCUAGUAUUCAAGUCGAUGCACAACAGCUACAGGAUCUGGGCCAGUCAGCCUUCUCCGGAGAUGUCGUCGUUGUUCGGUACGGCACCAAGUGCAACUCUCAUAUUGCCUUCUUCGGUCGAACCAUGAUGGUGGAGUCUAAGGCACCAGCAGAUGCCAGGGCAUCCUAUGAGUUUGUUUUCAAUGUGAGUGAGAAGAUUAUUGCCUCUCUUGUGCCUGGUGUCAAACUAAAAGAGGUCUAUGAAUCCGUUAAGGAAUAUGCCAUCUCCUUGAAUGAUACCCUUGCCCGUUAUUUGAACAAGUCUUUUGGCUUUUCGACAGGUCUUCUUGUGCUGGAAGUGCGGGGCACUAUAUCAGAGAAGGGUACGGCAACGGUCAGAAACGGUAUGUGCUUUGUGGUUCGCGUAAUUUUGGAUCAAGUCCCCGACAGGAAUGGCGGAUUUUAUGGGAUGGAGCUAGCUGAUACCGUGAUAAUUCGGGACGGUGUGGCAGAGCUGAAAACAAAAGCCGCACGCAAACCAAGUGAAAUAUUGUACGAAAUUGAAGAAACCGCAGAGGAAACGGGCGAGCAAGCGACGCGCAAUUUAUCGAAGAUUACACGGCAAGGCAUGAAUGAUACAGCUAUUGUUCCACGGGAAGCUCAACGAGAGGACGAACUCAAGAAACUCCUCCUCGAACUCCACGCCGAAUUCAUCGCUGCAGGUGGCAAGAAGGGUGCACAGACAUCUACAGAAGAGCUACGCGUCUACGAAAUUGGUCGGCUUUCGUUUGGAGAGCUUCAUCCAUUCUCUGCCACUGACCGCGUUCCGCCAGCAGAAGCAAAAGGAAAUAUUUACAUUCAAACAGACAAAAAGAUCGCUUGGUUACCUCUAUUCGGUAAUCUGACUCCUUUUCAUGUCUGUACAAUCAGUAAAGUGGAUGUGCGCAUGGAGGGGGAUCGCUAUAUCAUGGUGAUUACCUUUCAUACCUUACAGGAGGCGAAUGUGGGCUACAAGCUGAACCGUACAAAGGUUUUCCUCAAAGAGCUUAACUAUGCAUCAUCAAGUGAUAUUUUUACCGAGGUUAAGCUUCAAAUUCAAGCUGUGCAACAGCGCAUCAAAAACGAAGAUGCUGCUAGAAAACGGAAUGCCACGACUGCUGUUACCGGCAAACUUGUAAUUGGCAAGAUUUUGGGCUUGCCGCAGGUGAAGCUGCGCCCACCCAUCAACAUCGGCCGCCAAAACAAAGGCUGCGUUGGCAACCUGGAGCUUCAUCAAAAUGGUCUGCGUUUCUCCCACCUGGGUGGUACUCCCAUUGAUGUUACUUUUGACAAUAUUAAACACGUCAUUUUUCAACCAUCUAUACAAGAAAUAUGUGUUAUCUAUCAUAUUACCCUGAAUAAACCAAUUGAAGUGGGUCGCAAGAAUGCAACGGAGCUGCAGUUUGUUGCAGAGGUGAUGGAAAGCAGUGAAGCCGCAACUGGUACACGCCGGUCACACCAAGAGGAAAUCGAGGCCGAACUCCGUGAUGAAAACCGCGCUCGCGAGACCAACAAGCAGUUUAUUACCUUUGCGAGAGCCGUAGAGGGGCAGAGCAAAAUAAAGACGCAGCUCCCAAUAAGCAAAUUCUUUUUCGAUGGGGUGCACACACGAUCCAUGGUGAAGUUCCGUGGCAGUAACGAAGUGUUAUGGGCUAUCAGUGACUGGCCGGCUUUUACGCAAGCGGUUAGUGAAGUCGAAGUGGUUUCCUUCGAGCGAGUGAUUCCAGGAGGCUCCACCUUUGACAUGACCUUAGUCAUGAAGGACUACUCCAAACCUGUGACAACCAUCAACUCCAUUCCGAGGCAGUUCCUCGACAUCCUGAAGGAUUGGUGCCUCUCCGCUCGGUUGUACUAUAUGGAGACAACCGUGAACCCGAAUUGGAAGGUAACGCUCAAGGAUAUUCGGGACGAUUCAGAGUGGGAUCCAUGGCUUCCCGGUGCGGGAUGGUCUGUAUUAAACGAUGAGGCUGAUGAAGAAGACGAAGAGACCGAUUCAGACUCAACUUACUAUGAAGAAGAAGAUGAAGAAAGUGACGACUCUGAUGAAAGCUCGUGGCUUGAAGAUGAAGAAAGCGAUGUGCCCACUGAAGAUGAGGACUCUAGUGAUGCAAGCUGGGAUGAACUAGAACAAAAGGCGGAAGAGCACGACCGGAAGCGACAUUACAGCGACAACGAUGAGGAGAGGCCAAAGAAAACUAGGCGAAAUGAUGCAAAUCCCCCCCGAGCCGCUACAGUCCCCCCACGCCAUGUCCCCGUAAAGACAAAUCCCUUCGGAAAGACCGCUGUUCCGCCACCCUCACGUAGGUUCUAA
Molecule: messenger RNA, 3066 nt
Organism: Phytomonas sp. EM1
Lineage: Eukaryota; Euglenozoa; Kinetoplastea; Trypanosomatida; Trypanosomatidae
Source: the annotation of a GenBank genome assembly